GUCCCAAUUCAGGGGAUGCAUUAUGGGUAGUAGUAGUAGCAGCUAGGCUAGUCCGUUUCUAUGGUAACGUGCAAUGUAAAGUUUCGUCGUCACUUUCUUUCUAUUAAAUAUCUCUGGUAACGUUUAAUAUUGCUGAUAUCGCAGUAAGAUACUCGAACCUUUUUUCCGUGACGGUUUGGGAGUGUGUUUAAAAUAGGACAUUAGGGUGACCAUAAACAAAUUGUGGUUUAACUGAGCACAAUUACUUCGUUUAGAUAUUAGGCUUUAGCUAACUUUUGGCUAGUUUAGCUAUAGCUAGCUAGUUAGCGAGCAUAAUUUCUGAAAAUGGUAGUAUUAUAAGGUUCACCUAACUGAACAAAUAUGGGAAAUAAGAUAUGAUGUUCUCGUAAUUUGGAGCUAUCCAGACACUAAUGACAUUUGCCAGUGUUUUUGUUAAACACUUCAAUUAAACAUUGACAUGGAUAAGACUAAGAUUUGCAGCAACCGGCGCAAUACUAUUAAGACAGAUCUCAGUUUGCUGCUGGAGUGUCUCAAGUUUCAGAUGAAAUGCCCCGAUUUACAGAAACAAGCCCUUCUCACUAUUCAUUCAAUCUGCGAAAAGAGAGAGGAUAAUGUGGACCUGCUAAGAGAAAUGGGAGGUGUGGCAUUUGUGUAUAACCUCUCCAAAUCCAGCAUUGUUCAUCCAGAUGUUAAGGAGACUGCUCUCUUUACACUUGGCACACUGGCAGAGGCCAACGUCUACUGCAAGAAUUCUCUGUGCAAAAAUGAGAUAUUUGCAGACCUUGCUGAUUGUCUAAUGAAUGAGGACAUCCCGCUGAAACAGAAGCGACUCUCUGUUUAUUUGCUGCUUGUGCUGGUAGCCAACAACAAAUUAGGACAGACUUUGGCUCAGAACAGUGGCUGCCUGGACGUUCUACUGAAUCUCUUCAGGGCCACUUUCCCCAUCUCCACAGAAGCCACUUUCCGAGCAGCUAAUGCUACUCAAACUUACCAGCUUUGGACGUCUGUGUCUAGUGCUCUUUGUGGAUGUGUAAACAACCCUCAGAAUGAGGAGGGUCAGCGUAUUUGUGUGGCAGCGUUUCCUGUGAUUAAAAUCUGGCUUCAGCAGCUUACUUUUCCACAGACUGAAAUUUUUCAGCCAAUAUGCACAUUCAUAGCAAUGACAGUGGCCAACAACUCCUGUGUUCAGGAGAGUUUUUCUGCCUGUGGGGGAUUAGAAACUCUCGCUCUUACCCUGGGUCGUCUAGCUUCUGCUGCAGAUACGAGCUUAUUGUCUUGCCAGCUUUCUGUCAUUAUAUCCAAGACUCUGUCAGCUUGCAUCACUGAUAACUCUUCUCUGGCUUCAGGUCUGGCGCAGUAUGGCGUGGUCUUACACCUUUUCUCUUUGCUGGCUUGUCCACACUUGGACCCAGAAGACAGGCUUCCUAUUUUACUAAGCCUUGGUUACUGCACUGAGGCCUCUGAAAAGCACCAGUCUCAGCUGAUAUGGUGUGGAGGGCUCCCCAUUAUCAUAACUUUACUCACAGAGGAUUCAAGUGAGGAGGUUAGGAGGGCUGCUACAUUCAUAUUGCAAACUUGCAAAAAGGCCACUAUGUGCUCAGGAGUGGGUGAUCCGAUAGCAAAACAGGCUGAAAAUGUGGAAGCCCCUAAACACAUUGAGGAGAUCAGGAGUUCAGCCAGAGAAAUGCUACACAGGAUUAACCUGCUAGAGAAGAGAAGGGAUGUCGAGGGUAAGCAGGAAGACACAGGUCUACCAAAUUCACAUGAGGGGCGAGACCAAAUAUCUCUACCAGCUUUAAAUCUGCCACUGCACAUACCACAAAAUGAGGGUGUUGAAACUGUCCCCAGAAACAUAACUGAGAGGGGGAAUAAUGGUGAAAACAAGGAAUUGACCUCUGGGUUAAGUUCUCACAAAGAAACCAGUGAAGGUGACGUCAGGUGUUCAAUGUGCAAAGGUACUGGAGCGCUCAUGUCUUCUCAUAUCCUGCCACUAGAGGGAGCCAGUAAGCAACUUGAGGCAAACAGUCAGUGGUUUAAGCCACUAUUUCCAGUGAGGUACACAAAACCAAGUGAGAUUAAGUGUAUUGAAGAGUUACAGCAUACUGAUAUGAAGAACGUGAUCAAAGCCCCAGUCCCUUAUAGUCGUUGUGCAGCCUGUGUGUUACCUUUUGAGGAAGUGACCAGUCACACUUUUGAGUCUCUCCAAAGCUCUUGCCACCAAAGCUGUGACAGGCACAAGGUUCUCAGAGAGGCCACCAAGCACUUCAGAAUGCAUCACUGCAGGCUCGUGUUUGAGAAGGAGCACCAGGAUCCCGCUGAGGCUGAGAGAUAUUCAACAGCAGAGCCACAACAAACCUGCAAAAACUGGACUGGACCUUCUGAAGGUGAAGGAAAGGUAAUUAACAAGAACACUCUGCCUGAACACCGAUGGAGAAAGCACAAUGGCGUCACAUUGGUUCCACUACAAAGAAGAGCUAAAAAGACAACAUUCGCCUCUCAUAACAGGACUGAUAUUGAGAUGGGAGGGAGGAGUGGUCACCAUAACAAUCUGCAGAAGAUUGGCUUGGAUCACAGUUCCACUAAAAGGAAGAGAAAGGACUUCAGCUGUGAGGAGGUGGGUUACCUGCUGUCUGGAGUAAAGACGUAUGGCUUCUCUUGGAACUUAAUCUUGUGGUCAUAUCCCUUCCAGCCUGGGCGCACCAAUGUUGACUUGGCCAAGAAGUACAGGCGACUAAUGAAACGUAAGGCCCAGGAUGCCAGCCGUGCAGAUUCUUAAUCCUUGUUCAACCUAGGAUUUGUUGAUCAGCUGACUGGAUUUACCUGUGAGGCCUUCAUUCUCACUUCAAAAAACAUUUCAAUAAUUUUUUUAUGAUCUCCAGCAGUAUAUAUUCCUUAUAUUAUACCUGGUGUACUAAUUUUAGUGAUUUGUGGUUUCAAUGCAAUAUUGUCUCAAACCUGUUUGAGUUAUGGUUUGAAAAUGAAAAUAUAGCUGUAGAUGUUAUUUAUUUGUGAUUAUUUGUUCAUGGUUUAUGUUCAUUUCUUUGAGAAUGAAUUGUGCCCGAAUUAAAUUGAUAUUAAAAGGUAGAUUUAAGCGAUGCAAAAGCACCUAUUGAAUAAUUACUAUAUUGUACCGCAUAACCGUCUAUCAGACUAACUGGCCUUUGAACAGUGUGUUCAGAUAGUCAGUAUAAGUAUAGUUUUCCACAUAUUUAUUUUUCUGUAUCUUAGCUGUUUUUAGUCCAGGUCAGAUUUACUGUAUGGCAGUUUGGAUAAAAUCUGGUCAUUAAAAUGACUCUUGUUAUAUCAUAUGCAUAUUAAAGAAAGUGGUGUCUGUUUCACCAGUUAUUAA
Maylandia zebra (zebra mbuna) is the source of this 3349-nucleotide messenger RNA. RefSeq names its product telomere repeat binding bouquet formation protein 1 (gene terb1). Lineage: Eukaryota; Metazoa; Chordata; Actinopteri; Cichliformes; Cichlidae. The record is from RefSeq and is a predicted model, not a curated record. Gene Ontology annotation, molecular function: protein binding. Gene Ontology annotation, biological process: homologous chromosome pairing at meiosis; meiotic attachment of telomere to nuclear envelope.